Molecule: messenger RNA, 1022 nt
Organism: Gaeumannomyces tritici R3-111a-1
Lineage: Eukaryota; Fungi; Ascomycota; Sordariomycetes; Magnaporthales; Magnaporthaceae
Exons: 2
Coding region: 73-528 (151 amino acids)
Source: RefSeq, a predicted model, not a curated record
GCUUGUGCCUGGACCAAGGACGUCAUCGUGAACUUGGGUGGUUGGAGCGACACGCUUGUAGGCUGGAAAAUAAUGACGCACGCCAAGACCUUUCAAGCAACUGACCUGCCACGUCCAGUCCAGCGUGCACCACCACGCUGGCAAGCAGGCUCCAGCUCAAGAAGCUGUGGUCGUCUCUUUCCUUUUGUAAAAGCAGGACCACUUUAUAAGCUGGUGAGUUCCUCGGCGCGUCCAAGAAGAUCUUGUCCCGGCAUCCGACCACUCCACUGCACUACAUCAGCACCCAGCCCAACCAAAACCAAAGGCCGAGCAUUUCAUUCUCGAUACCAAGCCUCCAGAACAAUACCAGUGCAUCAUCAACACAACAACGAGCUCCCACUCACCGCCUCGGAGAUGCCCUUCUUCUAUAGCAAAGCGUUUGGCGGACGCCACUUCGGCACCAGCGUCCACGCGGACAGGCAUGGCGUCCGCCGUGGGCCGUGGAGGUUCAGUCUCGGCCGCUUCAACUGCUUCAAGCACCGCCAUUGAGGCGCUCGGGUUGCGUCUACCAUGCCUUUCACCAUGGCCCGUCAUUUCCACCACGGUCAGGACAGCCGAUGAUGUCAUGAGGAUGGGGCUAGCCUCAGGCGAGGGCGCCAGAAUCCGUCCCAAGACCCCGCCGACUUUCCACACACUCUCACCAUCACGAUUCACGACUUUCGCAGGUUGAUACCUGAAUACACCACACAUUCCUCGUUACCUACACAGGCAGCAGUACCUACUCUUUGCCACUGGUCCCAGGAGCCCUUUUUGUCUUGUUUCGCAGCAAAGGUAGGCUAGCAAUGUCUCAGUGGGACCCUGUUUCGCCUCAGGGCAGGAGGCUCGGAAUGUCAAUGCAUGCCGAGACAGCUCGUCAUUAAUACCAUUGUGUUUUGUUUAAUUCGUCACGCUCAGGCUAUGUGCUCAUGAACAUGCAAGACUCGUCAUAGAUGGUGUGUAACAGCAAAACCAGUAGCUCCAAAUCAAUGGGAUUUAGCUUCCCU